This is a messenger RNA of Trichoderma virens Gv29-8, 720 nucleotides long. RefSeq lists its product as uncharacterized. The transcript is spliced from 2 exons. NCBI's taxonomy places the organism in Eukaryota, Fungi, Ascomycota, Sordariomycetes, Hypocreales, Hypocreaceae. The record is from RefSeq and is a predicted model, not a curated record. Bases 1 to 720 code for a protein of 239 amino acids.
AUGCGUUUCUCCGCAGCUGCUCUCGUUGCGGCCCUGCCCGCUCUCUCUGCCGCUCAAGAGAACCCUCUGGACCAAUACGUUGCUCAAUUCCAGCAAGUCUUGGGCCAGGUCAGCUCUUAUAUCCCAACCCCCGCCAAAUACGAUGCCGCUGCUGCUGAAGAGUCCAAGACGGGACCCUUGAAGCUCUCUGUCCUUGGUCAGCACAACUGGGAGGAGACGCUCUAUGCGCCUGUCACGGCCGGCGCAAAGACCCCCGAGGAGUGGUGGAUCUUGAUCACCGGCGGAAACAAGACAUGCUUCGGCCGUUGUGACCAGGUUGAAGCCGCUUUCACCGGAGCCGCAGCCAAGUUUGCGGAUCUCCCAACCACUCCUCACAUGGGCAUCCUCAACUGCGACGACCAGCCCAUCCUCUGCAAUGCCUGGGCCGCCGGCGUGGGCAGCAUCUGGGCCAUCGAGAUGCUCCCCAAGCCCGCCCCCAUCGACAUCUACAAGAAGAGGCUUAACCUUACCACCGUCACUACCGACGAGAUUGUCCAGCUGCAAGAGGCUGGCACCAAGGAGGAAUUCACCCUCCUCGAGUCGUUUUGGCACCCCUUCAAUGGCAAGGCUGCCGAGCUCGGCUUGUCCAUCCCCCUUGGCUACCUUCUCUGGGCCUUCAACCUCGUUCCCCAGUGGGCAUUCAUGCUGAUUGUCUCCUUCGCCAGCCGAAGCAUGAUGUAA